AUGGCAGAGGCUCUUGGGCUUGCCGCAAGCGUCAUCGCCAUCGGUGACCUGCUUGUUAAGAUCGGUGUGCUCUGCUCCGGGUACUGCGCGGACCUCAAGAUUGCCCGACGCGACGUUCGAGACAUCCUCAACGAGGCUGAUAAGCUCUCAGCGACCCUCAAAGAUGUCGAACGACUCCACGCCGGCCCGAAUGGUGCGAAACUGGAGGCAUCUCAGAAUGUGCGCCGCGGCGUCGCAGAUUGCUGGGUGCAGCUGGGCGACCUGGCCGCCAAGCUGGAGGAGGGCACAAGAUAUAGACGGAUAGUAUGGCCACUGAAGAAGAAGGAGGUGGCCGACAUAGUCAAGAACCUGGAACGAUGCCGGGCCGGCAUUUCUUUGGACCUACACAUCAAUCAG
Messenger RNA from Ilyonectria robusta, 396 nucleotides. RefSeq lists its product as uncharacterized. The record is from RefSeq and is a predicted model, not a curated record. The transcript has a single exon. The annotation marks the transcript as partial. NCBI's taxonomy places the organism in Eukaryota, Fungi, Ascomycota, Sordariomycetes, Hypocreales, Nectriaceae.